Lolium rigidum is the source of this 920-nucleotide messenger RNA. RefSeq lists its product as uncharacterized. Lineage: Eukaryota; Viridiplantae; Streptophyta; Magnoliopsida; Poales; Poaceae. The record is from RefSeq and is a predicted model, not a curated record. The coding region runs from base 93 to 668 and encodes 191 amino acids. The transcript is spliced from 8 exons.
CGCCGUGCAGCCGCCGCAGCAAGGUUUCGAGGUCACCGAAGAGAGAGCUCCCGGCGGCGGCGGCGCGAAGCAGAGAGAGGCGAAGGAGAGAGAUGUCGAAGCGGCAGGGUCCUCCGAAGCACCAGAACAGCUACGCGUGGAAGCCCAACCUCGGCCGGAAGAUCAACGAGACCGAGCCCGGAGGCAGGUUCCGUCCUCUGUCGGAGAUCACCGGCGUCUGCCAGCGCUGCCGGGACCAAAUCGACUGGAAGCGCAAAUACGGCAAGUACAAGGCAAUUACUGAGCCCGCAAAAUGCCAGAAGUGCAGUAAACGGAACGUCCGGCAGGCGUACCACAACGUAUGCACAGGUUGCUCCAAGGAGCUUGGGAUAUGUGCCAAGUGCUGCACUUCUGUUAAGCAGCUUAUCGGAAGGGAUGCUGAGGAAGUGGACAAUGAGCGCAAAGAGCUAGAGGAGGCCAUGAGAUUUGCUAGGGAGAGGGAACGGCGCACGCUACUUCGCCUUAUGAACAAAAGCAAGGACGAGGAGAGCGGGCCAUCGGUCCCAAAGGUUGCAGACCGAGAUAGAGAAGGUGACCUUUUCCCUGUUGCAUCUCUUGAUGAAUAUGCAGAGCAAGCUAUACAGAAUGAUGAUUCUGAUGAAGAAGAGCCGGAUUUUGUAGAAGGUUAAGUUCACAAGGUUGGCACUGUAAAAGGAUUUUAGUUUUGUGCGCAGACCCUCUUACCUGGUGUUCUAACUCACUGGUGAAGUUCCAAUACUUAUUUUAUCAGAUGUACUGUCGUUUAUCAGAUCUUCCGUUGAUCAGGGUGUUACAGUUUUUACAAAUUACAACGCCCCCCAGGAAAUGCUUCUCCCAAGUGUAGGAUUCUGAGGCUGUAUUAUAUUGUUUUGUCUCCUGUUUAGCUGAAAAAUCUUUUCUCA